This is a messenger RNA of Spinacia oleracea (spinach), 1821 nucleotides long. Its product is annotated as cyanidin 3-O-galactoside 2''-O-xylosyltransferase FGGT1. Bases 53 to 1438 code for a protein of 461 amino acids. NCBI's taxonomy places the organism in Eukaryota, Viridiplantae, Streptophyta, Magnoliopsida, Caryophyllales, Amaranthaceae. Gene Ontology annotation, molecular function: UDP-glucosyltransferase activity. The record is from RefSeq and is a predicted model, not a curated record. The transcript has 2 exons.
CUAACAAAUUAAACCAGCAAAUUCAAGAAGAAAAAAAAUGUAGCAAUAAAAAAUGUGUGACGACAAAAAAUCAUCUGUUUUGAGCAUAGCAUUUUAUCCGUGGUUUGCUCUUGGUCACCUUACUUCAUUUCUCCGAUUAGCCAACAAACUUGCACAAAAUGGUCACAAUGUGUCCUAUUUUAUCCCAACUAAUACAUUACCUAGAUUACUUCCUCACAACCAUUACCCUGGCCACCUUACUUUCAUCCCCGUCACCGUCCCACCCGUUGACGGCCUCCCUCUCAGAGCCGAGACCACCAACGAUGUCCCCUCCUCGGCUAUACACCUUCUUAUGACUGCCAUGGAUUUGACCCGUGACACUAUCGAGGCCCAUUUGGUUAGUAUCAAACCCGAUGUUGUUUUCUACGACUUUGCUUAUUGGAUUCCCGAUCUAGCCCGAAAACACGGGUUCAAGUCAGUACUCUACAUUACAUCCUAUAUAGCAAGAUGUGCUUAUUUUGCCCCCGAUUUGAAGUCGGGUCAUCAGUCCACUGGGGCCGAAAUUAUUGCGCCACCACCGGGUUUUCCGUCUCAGCAUUUCCGGAUGCAAGCACACGAGGCUGAGACUGUGGCAGACGUAGGUAAAGAGCAAGAUGGAUUACAAGGUAUAACUAUUUCUGAAAGGAUGCGCAUUGCUUUUGGAAAAUGCGACGCAAUUGGAGUAAAGAGUUGUAAGGAGAUGGAAAAGGUGUAUAUUGACUACUGUGAGAAGAUAUUUGGUAAGUCUGUACUACUAGCAGGUCCUAUGGUCCCUAAAACCCCAUCUUCCAAACUUGAUGAAUAUUUUGAUGGUUGGCUUACGGGUUUUGGUGCUGCUACUGUGAUUUAUUGUGCAUUUGGGAGUGAAUGUGUUCUCGAAAUUAACCAAUUUCAACAACUUCUUCUUGGACUAGAGCUCACAGGAAGGCCAUUUUUGGUGGCCAUGAAGCCGCCUAAGAAGUAUGAAACAAUAGAGUCGGCCUUACCAGAAGGGUUUGAGAAGAGAACAAAAGGAAGGGGAAUCGUACAUGAGGGUUGGGUGCAGCAACAACUGAUAUUGCAACAUCCAUCAGUAGGAUGUUUCAUAACUCAUUGUGGAGUUGGGUCUCUUUCGGAAGCUAUGGUCAGCAAAUGUCAAGUAGUGUUGAUGCCUCAAGCUGUAGACCAAUUCAUCAAUGCGAGGAUGAUGAGUUUAGAGUUGAAGAUUGGGGUUGAGGUUGAGAAGAGAGAAGAUGAUGGUUUGUUCACAAAGGAGGCUGUGCAUAAGGCGGUCUCUUUGGUGAUGGAGGAAGAAAGUGAAGUCGCAAAAGAGAUGAGGGUAAGUCAUGAUAAAUGGAGAGAAUUCUUAUUACAGGAAGGUCUUGAGGAUUCUUAUAUCAGUAGCUUCAUUCAGAGUCUACGACAGUUAACGAUUGGAUGAACACGUACAGUCAACAUGUAGUACGUGUACUUGUUCAAGCCUUUAAUUAUAUAGGAAUUCCAUCCAGAAUUUUGAAUAGCUGCUUGGAUGAAGCCAUUAUAAUUGCUCGGCCCUCCUAAUCAUUUCUACGCAUCAAUUCAUAAACUUAACUACUGUUGUAGAAAUGUCUUUUUAUCUAUCUCAUGCCUAGAAGCGCGCUAGUGCUCAUCGAGCAAGCUGAGGUCGAGCUUGGUUUGUUCCACUUUUGUUUGAAGUUCGAACUUGAUCAAGCUGUAGAGCUUUGUCGUAAAUUGUCAGGUUUAUCUUGGGAUCUUUUACCAAACUGACUACAUUUUACAAUUUUAUUUAUCAAAAUGGCUACUUUUGAAUUCUAUUUUCCAAAA